Molecule: messenger RNA, 903 nt
Organism: Papilio polytes (common Mormon)
Lineage: Eukaryota; Metazoa; Arthropoda; Insecta; Lepidoptera; Papilionidae
Product: major royal jelly protein 2-like
Exons: 3
Cellular component (GO): extracellular region
Source: RefSeq, a predicted model, not a curated record
GUCAAGCACCGCCUUUGCUAUCCAUUCCCAUCGCAUGGCACAUUCACCAUAGAGAAUGAGUCUUUCGAGUUGAUGGACGGUGUGCUGGGCAUGGCACUGUCCCCGCUGCGACCGGACGGCGAGCGCUACUUGUACUUCCACGCGCUCGCUGCCACCACAGAGAACGUGGUCAGCACCAGCCUGCUCAGGAAUGACUCCUUUAUUAAGAACAGUAAUGCGCCAGCAAAUUCUAUGAAUCCUUUCCCGGAGGAGCGACCAAAUCAGUCAGCAGCUCAAGCUAUGGACCGCAACGGUAUCCUCUACUUCGGGUUGAUGGACCCACCCAGUGUCUGGUGUUGGAACUCCGCUACCGAGUUCUCUACAAGGAACUUCCAUCCAAUAGCAAUUAACAGAGAGACCCUGCAGUUCGCUAGUGGCGUCAAAGUCGUCAAUAACCUGAAGGGGCAGCAGGAACUCUGGGUGUUGACCUGCCGCUUCCAGAAAAUAAUGACGGAAACGAUCAAUGCCAACGAGGUCAACUUUAGAAUUAACGCCGAGAAGAUCCCGAUAUUACUCAAGAACUCUCCUUGCGCUAUGCCCCCAAAGGAUCAGAAACAUGGACACCAUGCCAAUAUGAUAACACCGAAGGAGAACAGCUAUAUUACCUACAGAUAUGGUGCAUAUCUCUAGAGGUACGUGCUAUGAUGGAAAAUUUGCUCAACACCUUUACAUACUACAACUAUUGGUUUUAAUCUGCAUACUAAUCGAGCAAAAUAACGCGAGUCCUGAGUUCGAUGUCGUCACAACAAUACAGUAAACAAAAAUUCAAGCGUGUCGAUGUUUGCACAAGUGCAGCAAUUAGCAAGUAAUUUGUAGAUGUAAUAUGUAUAGUAAAUAAAUUAUUUUAAUUAGUUAUGUACGUUA